AUGUCUCUCCAGGCAACCGAAAGCGCUGUCAAGUACCGCAGCGGUACCAGUGGCGGUGCGUGGGAGGUCAUUAUCGACAAGGCCGUCUCCUUCGUCACGGAAUACCUCGCCUCCACCACACGCGAGUUCGACCCGGCAGCGCCACUCUCGCAGCACAUGCUUCGCCUGAUUGACCGGGGAAGCCUAAGAGACAUUUUAGUGGAGCGCAAUUACAACGAGCUAUGCGGAUGCUUUGGGUGCGGCAACAAGCCACGGGGGAUUCUCGCUGCGGGCAGUGGUGCGCUGUCCUUCGAGUGGCACUCCGCGUUGUCCUCGUCCGCAUCAAGCGCGGAGAGUGACGGUGGUGUUAUUCACGAAGAGGCCGAUGGGCUCAGUCAUGGCGCGCACAGGCGCGGGCAGGGAGGGGCGGCAAACGACGCAGCCGCAGCGGCACAAUCCACUGAGGAUCAGCCGGACGCGGAUCCUGAGGAGAUCGUGUACGAGGAGGAUCUGUACACGGUGGAGUCUUUCCGACUCGCUCAGCGCCAGCGCGCUAUUCUGAAUCGCAUGCAGCGCAAGAAGGUGAUGCGCGAGCAGAGGGCAAUGCGAGCUGCCACGAUGUCGGAUGGUGCUGCUGCUGCUGCUGCGGUGGGACCAGCUCCGGUGGGGCCGGGCGGUACCGCACUGGCAGCCUCGCGUGUGUUGCGUAACGGCUUGCUUGGUGCCAGUUUUCCACAACGCUUCUGCAGUCCCGAGUGCGAGGAGGCGUACGAGUCGACUGUCAUGCCGCGCGUGUCGCCCUACUUCGCAUACGACUACCCGUCCGUCGUCGGAGCCAUCACGAGCCUGUUCCCCAACUUGAGAGUGGCUGUGCUGCAGCAACUGGCUGGUGCGGAGACGUCCGCUGCGGGACUAGUGAAGCCCAUCCUGGAGACCCAGCAGCAGGAAGACGGAGGUGUGCCAACUGAAGCCUCCGCCUCUGGUAGUACACUGAAGGCCGUGCAGGUGGGAGCCGUUUACGAAAGCACCGAGCUCAACCGUUGCAACCCGAGCAAGCGCAUGGCGAGGGUAGUGCACCGCGCACGCAGCGCCGACGUGGCAGCAAAGAUGGAUAAUGCGUCCUCGGCACCGCUCCUUCGCGAGGUGCUUGAGCAGAUGCAUGUGCUUCGGCACGUGUGGAACAACGAGGUGGCGCCGCGCUUAUGUGGAACGCACCUUCCGCGGGUAGUGGAUGCCGCUGCCACCAUUCCACCUCCUACGAGUGCAGUCGCUGCAGCGGGGCACUUUGGGUAUGCACAGGUGCUGACAUCGCUUCCGCCUCGGCCAGUCCUCCGCAACUCGCUACUGGUCUUCGACUUCAUUAUGAACACAAGCUGCGCACAAACGCGUCGGCUCUUUUAUGCACACUAUGCAUGUCACCGUCCCGCGCUGCAGCGGUGCCUCUCUGCCGCCGCCUCACCGCGCGCACCCACAGCAGGCUCGCUCUUCCACAGCGUCUCGUCGGAUAUCAUCUCUGAGUUGGAAAAGAGGCAUAUUAAAGCCUUGGCGGUGGCUGGCGUCACUGAUGGAUCCGUUGGUGACAUGGCCUUCGGGACUGAGGAUGAGGGCCUUCGCGUGGACCCGGUGCUACAGCAGCAGCGCCGCGAGCUGCUUGUCUCGCACCUCUUUUCUGAGGACGUGACGGCCACGCUGUCUCGUCUUCUCCUUGUAGACUACGCCGUCCUGUCCAACAUGGCGUGGUCGGGCGUGUGGUUCUCUAGCAUGCCUCUCCGCCUGCCUGGUGAACAGCAGAACAGCUGCUGCUCCCUACUGCACAGUCUUCAGUUCCCCUUCGCCAUUCCAGCGGUGCUGUUGCAGGCUGUAGAGUCGACGCCAGAGGUGCUGGGGCUGGCUAUGGUUUUCCUGGCCGCCGCCGGCUGCUGCUCCGCGGAUGUCUGGUGCGGCUGUAUGCGGGAGGAAGUGGCAUUUGACGAGGUCGCAGGGGCAAUUGGGCUAACCCGCGACGACAUUGCCGCAGCGGUGCGAUCGUUGAUGUUGGGCGAGGGGGUAUGA
Messenger RNA from Leishmania braziliensis MHOM/BR/75/M2904, 2031 nucleotides. RefSeq lists its product as hypothetical. The record is from RefSeq and is a predicted model, not a curated record. The transcript has a single exon. Bases 1 to 2031 code for a protein of 676 amino acids. Lineage: Eukaryota; Euglenozoa; Kinetoplastea; Trypanosomatida; Trypanosomatidae.